AUGACAUCGAUUCCCAACGGACCCGUCAAUAUUAGCAAAUCAAACUAUGCGUCAGAUGUGAAUAAUAGUACUAUUGAGCGCGAAAUAGAAGAAUUAACACAAAUGCUAAGCUCUGAUGAGAUAUCACCGCUUAGUGCGACAGAAUCACGCGUAGCUAUGAUCCUUGGACCACAGCUUCUUGGUCCCAGUUGUUCUGCCAGAACACUUUCCCAAUCGCUGAAUCCUCUUGCGCAGCUUAGCUCCAUACUGUAUCAAAGGUUCACUCAAGGGGAGGCGCGCUAUCUUGAUUUGGCUAUUCAAUGUCAAGUACACUUGGUAUCCCUCACUCCAGAAGAGGACGUAAACCUUUCACGCCGACUUUCUAUGCUCGGAAGCUUUUAUUUAGCUCGAUUUGAAUACCACGAGAAGUUAGCCGAUAUUAGGCAAGCGGUCAAACAUGCAGAAAAAGGCGUCAUGCUUUCACGGCCUACUGAGUCUUAUUUAUCGGACCAACUUACCACCCUAGGAAUUGCAUACAUCCAACAGUAUCAGCAUUUUGGAUCCCUAGGUGAUAUUGAUAAGGCGGUUGAUGCUCUUGGAAAAGCCGUAUUGCUGACUCCCUACGAUGACCCGGCUAUGUACGAAAGACUCAUGCACCUCGGAAUCUCUCGUCAGAAUAGAUUUCGCCAUCAACAUGAGGCGGACGAUAUAAACGCAGCUAUUGAGCACCAGGUACAGGCUCUAUCACUUGUAUCCCAGCAGCACGAUGGCUUCAUAACUUGUUUGAUCAACCUUGGUGCUUCCUAUUUGUGUCGAUUUAGGCACGGAAAGGAUAACGAGGACGCUGAGCUGGCGGUUAAAUCUCAUUCAAGGGCACUUUCAAUCAUAUCUCGUAGCCAUUCCAUGUUUCCCGAUACGCUUUAUGCUCUUGGAACAUCAUAUGCGGCGCGAGCAGAAAAAACAAGAAAUUGCAAUGAUAUAAACAAAGCAAUCGAAUUUCAAGAAGAGGCGUUGACACUAGUACAAACACGUGGCGCUACUCCUAGUACACUCUCCACAUAUCUUGAAGGCUUAGGAACAUCAUACAGUAUCCGCUUUGAACACCUAGAGGAAAUGACUGAUAUUGACAAGGCCAUCCAAUCCUAUUCUCGAUCGGUCUCUCAUACCCACAAUGAAUGCCCUGAACUAGCAAGAAGGCUCAAUGACUUGGGGAAAGCGUACUUGGCUAGGUUUGAACGCCUUCAUGAGGUAUUUGACAUCGAGAAAGCAGUGGAACAUUGUCUCAAGUCUGUGGCGACUACCCCUCAAACUUAUGCGGAGAAGCCUGGUAGACUUGGGAACCUUGGAAACGCAUAUAUAGCGCGGUUCAAGUGGUUUGGUGAGAAAGACGAUUUAGACAACGCUAUCGGAAGCAAUACUCAAGCAUUAGCUCUCCUACCCAAAGAGGGCGCCGAGUCUGCAUAUCAUCUGAGUAGUUUGGGCAAUUCUUAUACACAUUCAUUUGAACAAAGCGGGAGUCUAGAAGAUAUCAAUCAAGCGAUCAUGUUUCAAACUCAGGCACUAGAAGUCAUCCCCGCGAAUCAUCCAGAUACACCAACUAUGCAGUUGAAUAUGAGUAAUGCUUUGGCCUAUAGAUAUAUCCAUCUGGGACGGCUUGAGGAUAUUGACAACGCUAUUGGAAGGCAAAUGCGUUCAUUAUCGUCAAUCUCACAAGACCAUCCGGCUUUUGUUACUCUUCUUCACAAUCUUGGCAGUUGUCACGAGCAUCGAUUCGAUCGCUUGGGGCAACUAUACGAUCUCAGUCUAGCAAUCGAGCUCAAAGAGAAAGCCCUUCGGCUCCUUUCUGAUAGCAAUGUGAAGAAGCCGGCAUGGCUCAGUAGUCUCGGCAAGUCUUAUCGGCGCAGAUUUGUAGAAAAUGUCAAGCUCGAUGAUCUGGACGCGGCAAUCGAAUACCAGACUACAGCAGUUCUUAAUGCCCCCAAUGGACAUCCCCAUACGGCAGAGUGGCUGACCGCACUUGGAGGCACGUAUGUUCUUCAAUUUGAACAUCUAAGUCGCUCUGAAGAUAUAGAAGAGGCCCUAAAAUAUCUUUCCCAGGCAAUUUCACAAAUACCUGAGGGCCAUACAAAUUUCCCAGGUUGUCUCAAUAACCUGGCGCAGGCCCACGCUAUCCGACACAAGUAUAAUGGUGAUUCUGAGGACAUCGAAACGGCAAUACAACACCAAACACGUGCAGCAUUGCUCAUACCACACGGACAUAAAAAUCGAGGGAACUACUUUUACAAUCUUGCUCGUAUGUAUCUAGACAAGUUUGAGCUAUUCGGUACCGAAAGCCUUCUGGCAUCUGCUCUGAAAUACUUUGAAACUUCGGCGAAAAUAUUUCCCGGAGACCCUUCACUUAGAAUUCGCGCCGCUUAUAUGCAAGCCUUUCACACACCUCCUGCUCGAAUUAACGAGCGCCUAGAAGCGUUUCAAAUCGCAAUGGAUCUUAUCCCCGAGCUUGUGUGGAUAGGAACUACAAUCCAUCAGCGGUAUGAUGGAAUAAAGAAACUCAAGGACGUGGUUCUGGAAGCGGCUACCACUGCUAUAGAGGCAAAGGAUUACGUGUUAGCGUUGCAAUGGCUCGAAGAAGGUCGCUCCGUUGUGUGGAAUCAAAUCCUCCAACUUCGUACGCCGUUGGACACUUUGGCUGAUGCCCAUCCAGACUUGGCCCGGCAAAUGCGGCACGCCGCGGACGAAAUACAUAGCUCUAGUCUUACACCGACUCCCAUACUUUCUCUUGAGUCGCACCACCUCGCAACCGCAGAUGGAGUUGCUCAAAAACACCGUCGUUCAGCAGAGAGAUACAAAAAUCUACUUGACCAAGUUCGGCUUAUUCCUGGAUUUGAAUCGUUUCUCAAACCUGUAAAGGGCUCGGAGCUAAUGGCUGUGGCCCAGAGAGGACCGUUGGCUAUCAUCAAUAUCCAUGAAUCCCGCUGCGAUACAUUGAUUUUGACGCCCGGGAGUAGCGAGAUUACGCACGUACCCCUUGUAUCGUUGUCAGUUUCAAAACUCGCGCAGUUACGCAUCGAAAUGGGGCACUUGAUAGGAAGGGGCAGGAAGCAACGGGAUAAUUCUCGUAGACCGCUAUUCGAGCCAGAAGAAGAGAUUAGUUUCCGAGAUAUACUUUCGUCCCUUUGGUUAAAUAUUGCCAAGCCAAUUGUUGAUGUUCUAGGACUCAAGCCACUUUCAUCCGUGGAUGAAUUACCGCACCUUACUUGGUGUGUAACUGGCGCUUUGUCACUCCUGCCGCUACAUGCAGCUGGCCUCUAUAAUCAGAAGGGUAGCAAAUUGUCAGAUUAUCUGAUUUCUUCGUACACACCAACACUUGGCUUUUUACUGCACGGGGACAGACCUUCCUCUCUCCCCACAUCAAGUAUCCUUACAGUAGGACAAGAGUCUACCCCAGGGCUUGGCGACCUUCCUGAAACCGUCCUGGAAUUAGCCAAAAUCAGACAAUACCUGCCUCUACACACAUAUACCGAACUAACCCGUCUUGACGCCACGAAAAACACCGUACUCGAUAUGAUGCAAACCCACGACUGGGUCCACUUUGCUUGUCAUGCGCACCAGGACAUAAACGACCCGACCGAAAGCGGCUUCUUUUUAUCGGACGGGACGCUGAGCAUCGCGUCCAUCACUGAGCGCUCGUUGAAAAAUAAAGGACUGGCGUUCUUAUCUGCGUGUCAGACUGCGACUGGUGAUAAAACGCUUACUGACGAAUCGGUGCAUCUUGCUUCGGCGAUGCUGGCGGCAGGAUAUUGGGGCGUGGUGGCUACUAUGUGGUCGAUUCAAGAUUCAGACGGGCCCAUGGUCGCUGGUAAAUUCUAUGAGAAGGUGAUAAAGGACGGUCGAAUGGACCAUACAGAGGCAGCCAAGGCACUUCAUGUUGCGGUAGGGAAUCUUCGAGCCGAGGUUGGGGAAACCCAGUUCGAGCGUUGGGUUCCGUUCGUUCAUUUCGGCGCCUAA
Molecule: messenger RNA, 3987 nt
Organism: Rhizoctonia solani
Lineage: Eukaryota; Fungi; Basidiomycota; Agaricomycetes; Cantharellales; Ceratobasidiaceae
Product: CHAT domain protein
Exons: 4
Coding region: 1-3987 (1328 amino acids)
Molecular function (GO): protein binding
Source: RefSeq, a predicted model, not a curated record